CCGUCCAAACUGUCCGCCUGCCUAUCUCCCCGGCAUGUGUAGUGCAACUCAUCGUUGGAAUGUCUUUGCAUAGCCCCAUCCUGGAAGAAGCUCUGUGAUGUGUGGAUCGUGAGUUUGCUCAAGCAAAUUGGACUCUUUACAAGGAAUAGCUAGAUUUGAGGACUAGGAUGGAAGAGCCAGCACCAGUGGAAGGCCAGGGCCAGCUCCCAAGCCCCCACCAGGGCUCUCUGAGGAAAGCCAUGGCAGCUGCCCUGACCCUUGAUGGGGAAUCCACACUGGGUCGCAGGAAAAAGAAGAAGAAAGAGUCCCGCCCAGAAUCUAUUAUCAUCUACAGGUCAGAGAGUGAGAAACUGGAUGAGGAGCCUGGGGAAUUAGAAGGUGGAGAUCAGCCUAAAGAGGAGGAGGGAGAUGAUUUCCUAGACUAUCCUGCGGAUGAUGGUAUGUGGAACAUGCCUGUGGACAGCCGCUAUGUCACAUUAACUGGGACCAUCACCCGAGGGAAGAAAAAGGGGCAGAUGGUGGACAUCCAUGUCACGUUGACAGAGAAGGAGCUGCAGGAACUCACCAAGCCUAAAGUGUCUUCAAGGGAAAUGGCACCUGAAGGCAGAAAGGCCUGCCAGCUGGGAGCAGACCGUGGGCCCCACGUGGUCCUCUGGACGCUGGUCUGCCUGCCUGUGGUUUUCAUCCUCUCCUUCGUGGUCUCUUUCUACUAUGGCACCAUCACCUGGUACAAUAUCUUUCUUGUGUACAACGAGGAGAGGACCUUCUGGCACAAGAUCUCAUGUUGCCCCUGCCUCAUUCUCUUCUAUCCAGUGCUCAUCAUGGCCAUGGCCUCUUCCCUGGGCCUCUAUGCUGCCGUGGUCCAGCUCUCAUGGUCCUGGGGAGCAUGGUGGCAAGCUGCCCGGGACAUGGAGAAAGGCUUCUGUGGCUGGCUGUGCAGCAAACUGGGUCUGGAAGACUGUUCUCCCUACAGCAUUGUGGAGCUGCUUGAAUCUGACAAUAUCUCAGGCACUCUGUCCAACAAGGAUGCCACCCAGGAGGUAGAAACAUCCACCGUCUAAACUCCCAACAACUUACUUCAUUCUCUGGUCACAGUAGCCUGUAUAUCGU
Messenger RNA from Balaenoptera ricei (Rice's whale), 1110 nucleotides. Its product is annotated as transmembrane protein 169. The record is from RefSeq and is a predicted model, not a curated record. Lineage: Eukaryota; Metazoa; Chordata; Mammalia; Artiodactyla; Balaenopteridae. The transcript has a single exon. The coding region runs from base 168 to 1061 and encodes 297 amino acids.